Messenger RNA from Xenopus laevis (African clawed frog), 1696 nucleotides. RefSeq lists its product as uncharacterized. The coding region runs from base 471 to 1460 and encodes 329 amino acids. The transcript is spliced from 5 exons. NCBI's taxonomy places the organism in Eukaryota, Metazoa, Chordata, Amphibia, Anura, Pipidae. The record is from RefSeq and is a predicted model, not a curated record.
CCCUGGGGGAUUUAUGGAGUUUUGAUUCUUGCUUCUGCUGCUAAAUAAUGAAUAUCACCUACACCCACAGCCAGCUCCAUCCCUGCAGACUCUAGAAUAAAGGCGCCCAAUCAGCGGGGACUAGGAGGGAGGGACAAGAGCUGUGCCUUUUGUUACUUAUACUGGCAAGAGAAAGAGGGAGUACCAAUAGAUCGGGGAGUCCUGGUCAGGUAAAAGGCCAAAAGGGAACCUUGACGUCACUCACUGUGACACUGUUGCUUACGUGACGUCAGGAUUACGUGCAGUUUUGCCUUUCACAUCUGAGUUGUUUAAACUGCUCAGCUGCUGUCUCCUGAAAGAAAUCGGCAAGGACGUGACGUCACACAAUGAGGAGCUGCCGUGACGCCAUAAGAUAGCGAGGUCCUCACAGGUGAUUAAAUUGGCUGCAACACGUGGCAGCGGCGACUCGGGACUGGCUGGAGCGGCUGAAGAUGGGGCGUGGAGUUGCGGUUGUGCUCGGUGUCCUGUGCUUUUUCCUCGGCUCUCGGGUCACAGGAGAAAUUUAUAACACGGAACAGGUUACCAUACAGUCACCCAAGCCAGUAACAACAAGCCCUGGCAUUCUUGGUACUGUGCCCACUUCGACAGAGGAUUUCAAAGCUGUCCAAGAUGAAACAUGGAGACCCAGCCUCUCAGGGCAUACGGAUACCACUAUCCAACCUCUGAGCCAAGAAACCAUCUCGGUGACAGAACAGCAUGUAUCAUUGGCUGAUAUCAUAUUCCCAAACAAAAUGCCAGAAGCUGAGAAUUCAGCAGCCAAUGGAAAUAUUUCUGAAAGUUUCACAGUGCAUGCCAAUCCUGCAUUUGAUCCUAGUAGGACACUCUUUGCACAAGACAGUAUGGAGAGAGAGGUAACAAGUGCAUAUCCUACCCAGUCUGAACUGGUAAGCCAGUCAACAGUGUCCACAAGUACACUGGAAAUAACAGAUGCUGAAGACAGCCUUACCAGAAGAAAUUCUCUAACCAGUUCUCAUGGUCUACCAGCAAUAAUGUCUCAGGACAGCACUCCGCAUUCCACAGACACUACACAGGUUCCUCAUACAAUCACUGCAUCUUUAACCAGCUGGAUGGCAGCUAUCACCACCAGCAUUUCCAUAAUAACAACCUCAAAUCCUAGCAAUCCAGCCAGAACAAGCUCCUUACCCACUCAUACUACUAGAGUGGAAGUACAGAAGGGGCCUGCAGUGCUAAAUGUUGGAGAUGGUGAAAAAGAUGUACCAAGUUACUACUCAAAGAAUAACUCAAACCCCCUCUUUGUGAUGAUUGUGUCCAUAUUUACAAUCAUGGUUGUCACAGUUGCAGUCAUGGUUGGCUUUCAGCGUUACCGGCGUAACAACAGACGGACAGAAUUCCGACGGUUACAGGACCUUCCAAUGGAGGACAUGAUGGAAGAUACACCAUUGUCACUAUACAGCUACUAGUGAAGAGUCGGUAACCACGUUGAGCUUCAUUUUGCACAUGUUUUUUUUUUUGCAACCACAGGGAAAUUCUGGGACAAAAAUAAUCUGAAUGCUGAUUAAUAAACUGUCCCCCCCCCCAGUUCUUGUUUUGUUCCCACUGCACUUUUAGCUUUACAGGGUACUUUGGUGAUGGCACCAUGAUAAUAUGACCAAAUGAAAUAUAUUGUAUUUCACUCAUUAAAUCAGAAAUGUGAUGA